Molecule: messenger RNA, 1336 nt
Organism: Durusdinium trenchii
Lineage: Eukaryota; Dinophyceae; Suessiales; Symbiodiniaceae
Source: the annotation of a GenBank genome assembly
UUUCUCUUUCGGUGAGAAGCUCAACAGCCAGAAGCUGGGAUAUGUGACCUGAUGCAAUGCGCCCCUGCCAGCUUGGAGUAUGCUGUGAAGACUUGCCAAGUUUCAUGGUCUUUUAGAAGAUACGCUGGAAGGAAGUGGGGGGGCUCAAGCCAGUUGCUUCGGCUGUUGGCUCGGCGUUUCUCAUCCCGCGAGAGAUCCAGUUCGCCUCCUUUGCUCCCAGACUACCUGAACACAGUCGGAGAUUCUUUAGCCUCAAAGGAACAAAGUCGCCGGAGGCAGCUUCUUGCAAAAAUUCCAAAAGCCGAACGUUUACAUCGUCCCGAGGAGAAGAGAGCGCAUGAGAAGCGAACUCUUGCCAAGGAACGGAGCGUGGUGGCUGUAGCCUUACAGCCGGGUGAGGCCUUGUUACCUCCGAAGGAGUUUCAUGAUCCCCGGCAGCCCCUGCCAUCUAGCCUGGCCAGGACUGGGACACCCGAAUUGAUGAAGAUCGUCAGUAAAUUGGCCAACGGCUAUGAGCAUGAAGAUCUGGAUGAAGCCGAGCCACAGCGCGAUGCUGAGCUACCAUUGGAGCCUCGCCAGGAGAAGACGGGCAGGCGAUCUAACACUGCGCCUCCGUGGGAGCAUCGACAAGUGCGACUGCAUGUUAAGCCCGAGCACAGAUGCAAGAUCCGCCUCUUGAUGUGCAAGAAAAUCUUGCACGAUUGUUUGAUUACUUUGCGCAGGUUGCAAGACCAAUCGGAGCAUGACGAUCCACUCUGGUGGUUUGAGGGGUAUCAUGCAAAGCAGCUGGCAGGUGGGUUGAAAAACAGCACUGCAAAUGUGCAAGAAUUGAUCAAGUUCUUGGCGCGGAAGCAAUUGCACAUCCAACUUGGUCCCGUCCGGAGUGAGUGCAUCCCACAAAGUCACGCGGAGCUUAACCGCGACAAGAGCGAGCAGCUGGGUUUGGAAUGGGAGGAAUUCAGACGUGCUGUGUGCAGAAUCGUGCCGGAAGACGUGCUUUUGCGUAAGUUUUUGGAUGGGGAACUGUCAUGGGACAUUGUUUUUGUGCAGCUGGAUGUCACAGUCCGCGAUCGAAAGUGAUAUACUUAUACGGCUCACGCCCGUGCCAACUAUUGGUUCAGAAUUGUAUGCUCUUUCCAAUAGCCUCAGGCUAAGGCUUGCCCAAAUGGCGCGAUGCCACGGCUUGCCGUAUUUUCAUAGAUCUCUGAGAGACACAAAAGCGUCGCAACGUUGGCCUUGCAAAUCCCAUCAAACUUCUCACUUACACUACGGAGAAACCAGAAUCUCCUGAAAAAGAGAGACAAGGACAGAUAGAGAGAGAGAGAGAGAGAGCGAG